AUGCGACGGAUCGGACGCGCGGACGCGCGGACGUCGCCCGGGCGCGUCGUCGCGGCGUUAGCGCUGGCGCUGGCGCUCGUCGGUGGCGUCGAUGCGUCGGACGGGCGACGCGAGGGCGCGCGAGAGAGAGACGCGAGCGAAAGGUUUGUCGACGUCGCGACGUUCGAGCGAUGCGGCGUCGAGCGCGUGCGCUCGAACGCGGGCGAAGUGUGCUUCGAGCACGUCGUUCGAGGAGCGACGGAGGACGGGACGUGCGAGAUCGAGCGCGCGAGACUGUGGCGCGCGGAUGGAACGGAGGUGGAACGCGCGUGCGGACGCGUCGAUGCCGGCGCGUCGCGCGUCGUCGUUCGCUUGCGCGUCGACGAAGCGUGUCGGAUCGAAGCGAAUCAAGCUGUACGUGUGGAGGCCGCGGUGGAGUGCGCCAGCGGUGACGCGCGAUUGUUCCCGUUUUCCACCAUGCUCCUUGGAGAGGUUGUCGCGUUGGCGGACGCCGCGGUCUACUUGGCAGACAGCGUGCACACGCUCGAGGAAACGAUAGAAAUCGCCGAUGAGGUAUUGGAAGACGAGCGGGCGACCGAGGUCACGAUUUGGUGGCCGGCGUCGUUUUGA
Molecule: messenger RNA, 609 nt
Organism: Ostreococcus tauri
Lineage: Eukaryota; Viridiplantae; Chlorophyta; Mamiellophyceae; Mamiellales; Bathycoccaceae
Product: unnamed product
Exons: 1
Coding region: 1-609 (202 amino acids)
Source: RefSeq, a predicted model, not a curated record